Molecule: messenger RNA, 5426 nt
Organism: Marmota monax (woodchuck)
Lineage: Eukaryota; Metazoa; Chordata; Mammalia; Rodentia; Sciuridae
Gene: Scube1
Product: signal peptide, CUB domain and EGF like domain containing 1
Exons: 23
Coding region: 47-3103 (1018 amino acids)
Biological process (GO): signal transduction
Cellular component (GO): cell surface
Molecular function (GO): calcium ion binding
Source: RefSeq, a predicted model, not a curated record
CGCCCGGCACGCCCGCACGCCCGGCCCGGCCCGGCCCGCAGCGAUCAUGGGCGCGGCGGAGGUGCGCUGGCACUUGUGCGUGCUGCUCGCCCUGGGCACGCGCGGGCCGCUGGCGGGGGGCAGCGGGCUCCCAGGGACAGUGGACAUAGACGAGUGCUCAGAGGGAACAGAUGACUGCCACAUCGACGCCAUCUGCCAGAACACACCCAAGUCCUACAAAUGCCUCUGCAAACCAGGCUACAAGGGGGAAGGCAGGCAGUGUGAAGACAUUGACGAGUGUGAGAAUGACUACUACAAUGGGGGCUGUGUCCACGAGUGCAUCAACAUUCCAGGAAACUACAGGUGUACCUGCUUUGAUGGCUUCAUGCUGGCACAUGAUGGACAUAACUGCCUAGACGUGGAUGAGUGUCAGGACAACAAUGGUGGCUGCCAGCAGAUCUGCGUCAAUGCCAUGGGUAGCUAUGAGUGUCAGUGCCACAGUGGCUUUUUCCUCAGUGACAACCAGCACACCUGCAUCCACCGCUCCAAUGAGGGUAUGAACUGCAUGAACAAAGACCACGGUUGUGCCCACAUCUGCCGGGAGACGCCCAAAGGUGGGGUGGCCUGUGACUGCAGGCCCGGCUUUGACCUUGCCCAAAACCAGAAGGACUGCACACUAACCUGUAACUAUGGAAACGGAGGCUGCCAGCAUAGCUGCGAGGACACGGACACAGGCCCCAUGUGUGGCUGCCACCAGAAGUACGCCCUCCACUCAGACGGUCGGACGUGCAUCGAAAAGGAUGAGGCUGCAAUUGAGCGCUCUCAGUUCAAUGCCACGUCAGUAGCUGAUGUGGACAAGCGGGUGAAACGGCGGCUACUCAUGGAGACAUGUGCAGUCAAUAACGGAGGCUGUGACCGGACGUGCAAGGACACAGCCACUGGCGUGCGGUGCAGCUGCCCUGUUGGAUUCACACUGCAGCCAGACGGGAAGACAUGCAAAGAUAUCAAUGAGUGCCUGGUCAACCAUGGAGGCUGUGACCACUUUUGCCGUGACACUGUGGGCAGCUUCGAGUGUGGCUGCCGCAAGGGCUACAAGCUGCUGACGGACGAGCGGACAUGCCAAGACAUCGACGAGUGCUCCUUCGAGCGGACCUGCGACCACAUCUGCAUCAACUCCCCGGGCAGCUUCCAGUGCCUGUGCCACCACGGCUACACACUCUAUGGGACGACCCACUGCGGAGAUGUGGACGAGUGCAGCAUGAACAACGGCAGCUGUGACCAGGGCUGCGUCAACACCAAGGGCAGCUAUGAGUGUGUCUGCCCCCCUGGGAGUCGGCUCCACUGGAACAGGAAGGACUGUGUGGAGACAGGCAGGUGCCUUUCCCGAGCCCAGGCCUCUGCCCAGGCCCAUCUGUCCUGCAGCAAGGUGGGCAGUGUGGAGAGCUGCCUCCUUUCCUGCCCAGCCCACACCCUCUUCGUGCCAGACUCAGAAAACAGCUACGUCCUGAGCUGUGGUGUUCCGGGUCUCCAGGGCAGGACACUACCGAAACGCAAUGGCACCAGCUCUGGCACCGGACCUGGCUGCUCAGAUGCCUCCAGUGCCCCCAUCAAGCAGAAGGCCCGCUUCAAGAUCAGAGAUGCCAAAUGCCACCUCCGGCCCCGUAGCCGGGAGCGAGCAAAGGAGACCCCACGGCAACCACUGCUGGAAAACUGCCACGUGACGUUCCUGACCCUCAAGUGCGACUCCUCCAAGAAGAGACGCCGCGGCCGCAAGUCCCCAUCCAAGGAGGUGUCCCAUGUCACUGCAGAGUUUGAGGUGGAGAUAAAGAUGGAAGAGGCCUCAGACACCUGCGAAGCUGAUUGCGUGCGGAAGCGAGCCGAGCAGAGCCUGCAGGCCGCCAUCAAAACCCUGCGCAAGUCCAUCAACCGACAGCAGUUCUACGUGCAGAUCUCAGGCACUGAGUACGAGGUGGCCCAGCGCUCAGCCAAGGCCCUGGAGGGGCUAGGGACGUGUGGCACUGGCCAGGUGCUCCAGGACAGCAAAUGUGUGACCUGUGGGCCUGGCACCUACUUCAGCGGCGAGCAGGGCCAGUGUGUGCUGUGUGUGUCGGGGACCUACCAGGACAUGGAAGGCCAGCUCAGCUGCGCGCCAUGUCCCAGCAGUGACGGGCUUGGUCUGGCUGGUGCCCACAACGUAUCUGAAUGUGGAGGCCAGUGCUCUCCAGGCUUCUUCUCAGCAGACGGCUUCCAGCCCUGCCAGGCCUGCCCCAUGGGCACGUACCAGCCUGAGCCUGGGCGCACCGGCUGCUUCCCCUGUGGAGGGGGGCUGCUCACCAAGCUGGAGGGCGCCACCUCCUUCCAGGACUGCGAGGCCAAAGUGCACUGCUCCCCUGGCCACCACUACAACACCACCACACACCGGUGCAUCCGCUGUCCUGUGGGCACCUACCAGCCUGAGUUUGGCCAGAACCACUGCAUCACCUGUCCAGGCAACACCAGCACGGACUUCGAUGGCUCCACCAAUGUCACACACUGCAAAAACCAGCACUGUGGUGGUGAGCUUGGUGACUACACGGGCUACAUAGAGUCCCCCAACUACCCUGGAGACUACCCGGCCAAUGCUGAGUGUGUGUGGCACAUCGCACCGCCCCCCAAGCGCAGGAUCCUCAUUGUGGUCCCCGAGAUCUUCCUGCCCAUCGAGGAUGAGUGCGGUGAUGUCCUGGUCAUGAGGAAGAGUGCCUCGCCCACAUCCAUCACCACCUACGAGACCUGCCAGACCUAUGAGAGGCCUAUCGCCUUCACCUCCCGCUCCCGGAAGCUCUGGAUCCAGUUCAAGUCCAACGAAGGCAACAGUGGCAAAGGGUUCCAAGUGCCCUACGUCACCUACGAUGAGGACUACCAGCAGCUGAUAGAAGACAUCGUGCGCGACGGGCGGCUGUACGCCUCGGAGAAUCACCAGGAAAUUCUGAAAGACAAGAAGCUGAUCAAGGCGCUCUUCGACGUGCUGGCACACCCGCAGAACUACUUCAAGUACACAGCCCAGGAGUCCAAGGAGAUGUUCCCCCGGUCCUUCAUCAAACUGCUACGUUCCAAAGUGUCCCGAUUCCUGCGGCCCUACAAAUAACACUCAGAGCUGUCCUGCUCGGGGAUGGCCAGGGAGCCAAGGAAGAAGAGCUCCUUCCCUCUGUCGUGGGGCUGAAAGGCAGCUCUGUGGGCCACCCCGUUGCCUGGGGAAGCCCAUGAUGCGUGCACUUCAGGAAGGCCACCAGCCCCUGGAGGGCCAAGGCUGAGCUGGGCCCCCAUGGGACACUGCUUCUAAAGCCUUUUGCCCUUUGCCUCUCAUCCCCAGACACCAGUACUGCUUCCCCUGAGCCGGCUCUGGCGCACGCUGCCUGGCCAGGACACGCUGAGGGCACCAGAGAGCAUGCGCUUCUGCCUGAUGCUGUGGGAGAGAGGAGAGUGGCACCCUCCCGGUGGCUCUGUGAGCUUGGCCCCUGUCACCCACAGGAAGCCAGCAGAGAAGGAAGGACAUGUGGAGGCACCAUCUCUGAGGUGACAAGCCUGUGUCAGCACUUGUAGGGCUACUACACUGCCAACUCCUCCAGCCAGGAUCGCAGGACAUGGUGCCAUGUCAUUGGGCUCUAAGGACUCUGUGACAGAUGGAAGAGAGCUGCUGAGGGAGGAGUGGAGGUCUUCACCAGCCCUGCUAGAACGGCUGAUGAAGUGCUGUAUACAUAUGUAUAAAUAUAAAUACAAAUAUAUCUAUAUAUAUACACACACUUCUAUUUGUGGGUACUGUAGGGGUGCUCUCUUCAGCAGCUGUAAACACUCAGUGCCACUACUGUCCCCCCCAGCACUCACCUGUGUGGGAGAUAGGAGCUGCCGGGCAGGUGCAGCAUAGGCUGGCCCUGGACACCUUGUGAAUAUGAACUUAGGGAACUGAGCUCCCAUGCUGGAUUGGAGGGUUGGCCCUGUCCCAGUCCCUUCACAGUGACAUCAUUGCCCUCAGGACACAGUGGAAGGCAGACUCCCCUUGGGCCCCUGAAUAAGGGGUGUAAGUAUCCAGCCAUAAACUUAGGAAGGGGCCUGUGGCCAUGACCUUGGGGUCUGAAGUGUGCCUGCAUGUCACCAAGAAAUAAGGCUGUGAGGCCUGAGGCCUACCCAAGAGGAGGUGGCCCAGAGGCAGAGGCGGCCUGAGGCAGAGGUGGCCUGGGUCACAAGGCCUGGCUUCAGUGCAGCUCCCCCGUGGGCCUGCCGCCUCCCUCUCAGAGUCUCCUCAAGGCUGCCUUCGUCCCACCAGCCAGGAAGCCAGAGCCCAGGAUGGAGCCAGCUGAGACCUCACACACCCAGGGUCUGCGAAGCCUCAGACCGCCUGCUGCCAGCAAGAGGACGAGCAGAGGGAAUGUUCUAUAUUAUUCAGGUUAACAAACUUUAAAAUUCCCAGGAACAUGGGAGCAUCUUACAAUGAACUCCAACUACCGAUGCCAAGUGGCCUCAGGUCUCCUGAUCCCCAGCCCAGCCUGGCGGGUGAGAGGUGAGCAGUUUGAGAAACACACGUGAAACAUAGGACUGUGGACACACAGGCCAGCAAGCAAAGUCUCAAGAUCCAUGGCUGGUGACAGGCAGCAGGGCAUGGCCCCUCCUCCAGGCCACAACAGGGCUUGGGAUGCAGGCGUGAGUGGCCCUUACCCUCGCUGCGGAGCUGGGUGCCCAGCUGUACUGACCCUGCUUUCGGCGCCAUCUCUCAAGUCCAGCUCGGGUUUGUGGAGAGCAGCAGACAGGUCAGGGUCAACAGCACUGCUGGGGACUGCACCACCCCCGGCUGGCCACCGUCCCUGCAGAUCAGCCUUGGUUUCCAGAAAGAAGCCUCCCUCCCUUUGUCAGGCCAUCAGUCACCCCCAGAAGUGAGAGACAGAUGCCCUAGGAAGGGCACAGAGAAGGGUCUGCCUCUUUAUUGGGUUCUCUAGGAAAAUGGGACCAACAGCGUGUGCACAUGGACAUAGUAAAGGGGACUUAUUAUGGGAGAUCAGAGAUCAUGGAGGUGGCCUCAAAGUUCCCUGAGGUGCUCUCUGCAAGCCAGAGAGCCAAGAGAGCCCUCGGUGGGAUGCAGGCUGAGCACAAAGCCUGAGAAGCUGUGAGCAGGGACAGUCCUGGAGUCUGAGGCCCAAGAACCAGGAGCACCAGUGUUGGGGACCAAAGAAGAAGGACACCCAGCUCCAAGAAAGCAAAUUGUGCCCUUCCCCCACCUCUUUGUCCUGUUGGAGCCCUGGGACCAUCAGAAAAUGCCACCCACACUGGACAGGGCCUGAUUGGCUCAGCCCUCUGAUAACAGGCUGAUCUCUUCUGGUCACACCCAACAGUCAGACCACCAAGAGCACUUAUGGUUAUCUGGAAUCAACCUAGCACAGUCAAGUUGCCACAUAAAAUUAACCACUGCACUUCUUAAA